AAAAAUGAGAAAAGCAAAAGAUGUGAGGAAAGGGAAAAAGAAAAUGAACAAGAAAAGACAAUCCGUGGAUCCCAGGAAAAGCAGAACGCUGACAAUUUUUCUAAAUCACAUUUGACAAUAUUUUAUAUUUGUAAAUAAUUACAAAAGCUGCACUAACGUUCAGUUCUUCUCAUGUAAUGCUAAUAUGCUUUUCUCUUUUAUGUUACAGAGUUCAGAAUCAGAGCGAAAAUGACAUAAUCCGUAACCAAAUAGGUUACACACAUGCAUGGAUUGGUCUGCAUUGGGAGAAGUCCUGGUCUGAUGGCAGCAGCUCUCUGUUUCGAUACUGGGCGGACAAUUAUCCUACAAAUUACUAUGGUUCAAAGUGCACAGCUGCAGCCUUUAAUGACUCAGGAAAAUGGUCUGAUGAAGAGUGUCAAAGUAGUUUACCGUUCAUCUGCUACAAAAACGAUUUCCAUCCAUCAGAACAAAAUGAGACCAGCAUCUCUCUGCAGUGGAGUAAAGUCAACAACAAUAUCAGCUUUGUUCUCCAGUUUAAUGGAACAGAGACCAACAUCAGUGCACCAGAUGGAGACGGACCAGUAACUUACACAGUCUCAUCUCUGACUGCUGGAUCUAAAUACACAUUCACUCUGUUAUCUGUGUUUGAGAACAUCAGGAGCUCUGGAGUACAACUUACAGCUGCUACUGGUAAGAUAGAUCAGAUCAAGUUCAGAAGGAACCUGCUGACGGUGAGACAGGGACAGCCAGACCAGCUGAGGAGCGUCUCUGUUUCGCCUCACGCGUUUGACCAUCUCAAGGGUGGAAUUCAACAUCUCGCACAAGUUGUUCCUGUUCUUGUCCAAUGGAGGCUUGCUGGGCAUUCAGCUCGUCUGAGUUUGCUGGACUGUGGCAAAUGCUCGAAUGGCAGCAUCCUCCCUGCUGCCACCAUAUUACGAGCGCUGUCUGUUCCAAUAGUGCUGGUUUUGGCAGCUAAGCCCCCACUGAUUAGCAAUGUCAAGAAACUGACUGCUCCUCUAAAUGCAGAUGGGUUCAGAGCAUCGGGACAAGAUGAGACCAGCAUCGCUCUGCAGUGGAAUAAAGUCAGUAAUGAUGUCAGUUUUGUUCUCCAGUUUAAUGGAACAGAGUUAACUUAUUCUGCACCAACUGGAGAUGGACCAGUAACUCACACAGUCUCGUCUCUAACUGCUGGAACUAAAUACACGUUCACUCUGUUCUCUGUAUUUGAGAACGUCUGGAGUUCUGGAGUCAGCAUCACUGCAGCUAUUGCUCUGUUCAAUGCAGCCUUUGCCCAAAAUCACCAGUACUAUUUUGUGAACACACCAAGAAGCUGGAGAGAGGCUCAGACUAUCUGCAGACGAGACUACACUGACCUGGCUACAAUAACAAACAUGGAUGAUGUUGCUGCUGUUGUCAACACCACCUCAAGUUAUAAAGGCAAGGCUUGGAUAGGUCUACACGAUAACCUGGUAAACAGCUGGAAAUGGUCUCUAACUGACAGCAGCUUCUAUGGUGAAGGAGAGACCACAUAUAGGAACUGGCUUCCUGGUUAUGUCAACUACCAAAGCACACGGCAAUGUGCUUAUAUUUAUAGCUAUUACUAUAACUAUUACCAAAAUGGUAAAUGGCUUGACAAUCCUUGCACAUCCCAACUACCUUUUGUGUGCUAUAAUGGUAUCAUAAAUGGCUCACCAUCUUUUGUUUACAGAAGUGAAUCUCUGAGCUGGACUGAUGCUCAAAUAUUCUGCAGGGAGAAUUAUGUUGACCUGGCCAGACACAGGGUGCCGAUUCGCCAGGUUCACACCCCUCUAUCAGAAAGUGCACCGCACAGGAGCCUCCACUUCCAAUCCCACCAGUGGCGCCAGGCAGGGUGGAGGAGGGUCCAGCUGGUGCGACAGCACCAGAAGAUAGUGGACAGGCAGACAGUCCUGAUACACCACUGCCAAACAGGUGGCGCCAAAGCGUGCUGGGAUGAGAACGGAAAACUGAACCAAAUGACCCUUAAGAUUGUCCAAAGGAGAUGGAGGAGUUACAGCAAGACCAGGAAUGGAGCCAAGACCAAGAAAGCCCGAUCUCCUCUAGAUCUAUACCAGGAUGUUCGAAGUCAGAAAGAUAAUGACAUCAUCCGUAGUCUGUUUAGUUACACAGUAGCAUGGAUUGGUCUGUAUCGAGAAAAGUUGUGGUCUGAUGGCAGCAGCUCUGCGUUUCAAUACUGGGCGAACUACGAGCCAAAUGGAUCUCCUGCAGGAUACUAUGGUCCAAAGUGUAUAGCUGCAUCAUAUGGUGACUCAGGAAAAUGGUCUGAUGAAGAGUGUAUGGACAGUUUACCAUUCGUCUGUUACAGAAAUGAUUUCCAUCCAUCCGAACAAAAUGAGACCAGCAUCACUCUGCAGUGGAGUAAAGUCAACAACAAUAUCAGUUUUGUUCUCCAGUUUAAUGGAACAGAGACCAACGUCAGUGCACCAGAUGGAGAUGGACCAGUAACUCAGACAUUCUCUUCUCUGACUGCUGGAACUAAAUACACAUUCACUCUGUUCUCUGUGUUUGAGAACAUCAGAAGCUCUGGAGUACAACUUACAGCUGCUACUGCUCCUCUAAAUGCAGAUGGAUUCAGGUCAUCAGAACAAGAUGAGACCAGUAUCACUCUGCAGUGGAAUCAAGUCAACAAUGAUGUCAGUUUUGUUCUCCAGUUAAAUGGUGCAGAGUUAACUUAUUCUGCACCAACUGGAGAUGGACCAGUAACUCACAUCAUCUCAUCUCUGACUGCUGGAACUGAAUACACGUUCACUCUGUUCUCUGUGUUUGAGAACAUCAGAAGCUCUGGAGUCAGCAUCACUGCAUCUACUGGUGAGAUACUCACUUCACUUAUUGUUAAACUGGAAUGGUGGAGGGAUGGCUCAGAUACUUUGUGCAUGUAUACAAACUACUUGCUGCAAGCUGUUCUCAAUGCAGCCUUUGCCAAAAAUCAUCAGUACUACUUUGUGAACACACCAAGAACCUGGAAAAAGGCUCAGGCUGUCUGCAGACAUAAAUACACUGACCUGGCUACAAUAACAAACAAAGCUGAUGUUGCUGCUGUUGUCACCACCACCUCUAGUUAUACAGGCAAAGCUUGGAUAGGUCUAAAUGAUGACCUGUUAAAUGGCUGGAAAUGGUCUCUAUCUGACAGCAGCUACUAUGUGGAAGGAAACACCACAUAUAGAAACUGGUAUCCAGGUUACCCAAGCAGUUACAUAACCCAACAGGAAUGUGUCCGCAUGUAUGCCUAUGAAUAUUCAGCCAUGCUCAACUGUACACCUUUUUAUAGAGUGAAGGAUGUCCCAAUUCACCAAACACAAGAAGCUCUGCUAGCUGUGAGGGAGCAGCUUCCCCACUUCUUCUUCAGCCCCACAUUGUGCUAUCAUUUGCCGUCUCAUAGUGUACGAAAUCAGACAGAAAAUGACAUAAUCCGUAAUCUAAUAGGUUACGCAGAGGCAUGGAUUGGUCUUUAUUGGGAUAAGUCAUGGUCAGAUGGCAGCAGCUCUGUGUUUCGAUACUGGGCGAACUAUGAGCCAAAUCAUUAUCCCGGAAGUUACAAUAGUCCAAAAUGUAUAGCUGCAUCGUAUUCUGACUCAGGAAAAUGGUCUGAUGAAGACUGUAGAGGGAGUUUACCACUCAUCUGUUACAGAAAUGAUUUCCAUCCAUCAGAACAAAAUGAGACCAGCAUCACUCUGCAGUGGAGUAAAGUCAACAACAGUGUCAGUUUUGUUCUCCAGUUUAAUGGAACAGAGACCAGCAUCAGUGCACCAGAUGGAGAUGGACCAGUAACUUACACGGUCUCAUCGCUGACUGCUGGAACUAAAUACACAUUCACUCUGUUCUCUGUGUUUGAGAACAUCUGGAGCUCUGGCGAACAACUUACAACUGCUACUGCUCCUCUAAAUGCAGAUGGCUUCAGAUCAUCAGGACAAGAUCAAACCAGCAUCACUCUGCAGUGGAAUAAAGUCAACAAUGUUGUCAGUUUUAUUCUCCAGUUUAACGAUGCAGAGUUAACUUUUUCUGGACAAACUGGAGAUGGACCAGUAACUCACAUAGUCGCACCUCUCACUGUUGGAACCGAAUACACAUUCACUCUGUUCUCUGUGUUUGAGAAUGUCUGGAGUUCUGGAGUCAGCAUCACUGCUUCUACUGCUAUGUUCAAUGCUCCCUUUGCCCAAAAUCAUCAGUACUACUUUGUGAACACACCAAGGACCUGGAGGGAGGCUCAGACUAUCUGCAGACGAGACUACACUGACCUGGCUACAAUAACAAACAUAAAGGAUGUUGCUGCUGUUGUCAACACCACCUCUAGAUAUACAGGCCAGGCUUGGAUAGGUCUAUAUGAUGACAUGAUAAAUGGCUGGAGAUGGUCUCUAUCUGACAGCAGCUUCUAUGGUGAAGGAGAGACCACAUAUAGGAACUGGUAUCCUGGUUACCAAAACAUUUACCAAAGCACACAGACCUGUGCUUCUAUGUAUGGUUUUGACUCAUACUACAGGUGGUAUGGCUAUCCCUGCACAAACCAACUACCAUUUGUGUGCUAUAAUGGUCAAAUAAAUGGCUCACAAUCUUUUGUUUUCAUAACCGAAUCUCUAAAUUGGAUGGAUGCUCAAAGCUUCUGCAGAGAAAAUUAUAUUGACCUCGCCAGUGUUCGAAAUCAGACAGAAAAUAGCAUCAUCCGUAAUCUAAUAGGUUACACACAGGCAUGGAUUGGUCUGUAUCGGGAAAAGUUAUGGUCUGAUGGCAGCAGCUCUCUGUUUCAAUACUGGUCAUACUACGAGCCAAAUGGUUAUCCUGGAAAUUACUAUGAUCCAAAAUGUAUAGCUGCAUCAUCAUAUGACUCAGGAAAAUGGUCUGACGAACAAUGUACAGAGAGAUUGCCGUUCAUCUGUUACAGAAAUGAUUUCCAUCCAUCAAAACAAAAUGAGACCAGCAUAACUCUGCAGUGGAGUAAAGUCAACAACAGUGUCAGUUUUGUUCUCCAGUUUAAUGGAACAGAGACUAACAUCAGUGCACCAGCUGGAGAUGGACCAGUAACUUACACAGUCUCAUCUCUAACUGCUGGAACUAAAUACACAUUCACUCUGUUCUCUGUGUUUGAGAACAUCUGGAGCUCUGGAGUAGAACUCACAGCUGCUACUGCUCCUCUAAAUGCAGAUGGGUUCAGAUCAUCAGGACAAGAUCAGACCAGCAUCACUCUGCAGUGGAACAAAGUCAACAAUGGUGUCAGCUUUGUUCUCCAGUUUAAUGGCGCAGAGUUAAAAUAUUCUGCACCAGCUGGAGAUGGACUAGUAGCUCACACGGUCUCAUCUCUGACUGCUGGAACUGAAUACACAUUCACUCUGUUCUCUGUGUUUGAGAAUGUCAGAAGCUCUGGAGUCAGCAUCACUGCAUCCACUGCUCUGUUCAGCGCAGCCUUUGCCCAAAAUCAUCACUAUUACUUUAUGAACACACCAAGAAGCUGGAGAGAGGCUCGGACCAUCUGCAGACAUAACUACACUGAUCUGGCUACAAUAACAAACAUGGAUGAUGUUGCUACUGUUAUCAACGCCACCUCUAGUUAUACAGGCAAGGCUUGGAUAGGUCUAUAUGAUGACAUGAUAAAUGGCUGGAAAUGGUCUCUACCUGACAGCAGCUUCUAUGGUGAACGAGAGACCACAUAUAGGAACUGGCUUCCUGGUUACCCAAGCAUUUAUGUAGGCCAACAGCAAUGUGUUUACCUGUCUAGCUAUUACGAUUACUAUUAUUCUUACUCAGAAGGUCGGUGGCUUGACAAUCCUUGCUCAUCACUGCUACAAUUUGUGUGCUAUAAUGGUCAAGUAAAUGGCACACCAUCCUUUGUUUUCAGAACUGAAUCUCUGAACUGGGCUGAUGCUCAGACAUUCUGCAGGGAGAAUUACGUUGACCUGGCCAGUAUUCGAAAUCCAACAGAAAACAGAAUGAUCCGUAAUCUAAUAGGUAACACAAAUGCAUGGAUUGGUCUAUAUCGGGAAAGGCUAUGGUCUGAUGGCAGCAGCUCUCUGUUUCGAUUUUGGGCUAACUACGAGCCAAAUGGCUACUAUGGUCCAAAGUGUAUAGCUGCAUCAUAUUAUGAGUCAGGAAAAUGGUCUGAUGACGAAUGUUCAGCUAAUUUACCGUUCAUCUGUUAUAGAAAUGAUUUCCAUCCAUCAAAACAAAAUGAGACCAGCAUCACUCUGCAGUGGAGUAAAGUCAACAACAGUGUCAAUUUUGUUCUCCAGUUUAAUGGAACAGAGACCAACAUCAGUGCACCAACUGGAGAUGGACCAGUGACUCAGACAUUCUCUUCUCUAAUUGUUGGAACUAAAUACACAUUCACUCUGUUCUCUGUGUUUGAGAACAUCAGAAGCUCUGGAGUUGAACUUACAACUGCUACUGCUCCUCUAAAUGCAGAUGGCUUCAGAGCAUCAGGACAAAAUGAAAAUAGCAUUUUUCUUCAGUGGAAUCAAGUCAACAAUGUUGUCAGUUUUGUUCUUCAGUAUAAUGGAACAGAGUUGACCUAUUCUGGACAAACUGGAGAUGGACCAGUUACUCACAUAGUCUCAUCUCUGACUGCUGGAACCACAUACACAUUCACCCUGUUCUCUGUGUUUGAGAACAUCUGGAGCUCUGGAGUCAGCAUCACUGCAUCUACUGCUCUGUUUAAUGCAGCCUUUGCCCAAAAUCAUCAGUACCACUUUGUGAACACGCCAAGAACCUGGACAGAGGCCCGGGCUUUCUGCAGAGCUAACUACACGGACCUGGCCACAAUAACAAACAUAGAUGAUGUAGCUGCUGUUGUCAACACCACCUCUAGUUAUACAGGCAAGGCUUGGAUAGGUCUAUACGAUGACAUGGUAAAGGGCUGGAAAUGGUCUUUAUCUGACAGCAGCUUCUAUGGUGAAGGAGAGACCACAUAUAGGAAUUGGUACUGGUAUUAUAAUUACCAAUAUUAUAACGACAGGCAACAGCAUUGUGCCUAUAUGUAUAAUUAUUAUUACAAUGGGCAGUGGUCUGAGAUGUUAUGCACAUCCUACCUACCUUUUGUGUGCUAUAAUGGUCACAUUAAUGGCAGACCAUCAUUUGUUUUCAGAACUGAAUCUCUGACUUGGACUGAGGCCCAAACAUUCUGCAGGGAGAACUAUGUUGACCUGGCCAGUGUUCGAAAUCAGACAGAAAAUGAAAUAAUCCGUAAUCUAAUAGGUUACACAAAUGCAUGGAUUGGUCUGUAUCGGGAAAAGUUGUGGUCUGAUGGUAGCAACUCUCAGUUUCAAAACUGGGCAAACUACGAGCCCAAUGGCUAUGGUCCAAAGUGUAUAGCUUCAUCAUAUUAUGACUCAGGAAAAUGGUCCGAUGAAGAAUGUACAGAUAGUUUACCAUUCAUCUGUUACACAAAUGCAAAUCAAAUGGAUCUACUGACCGCAAAAAUAGCAGAGUGUGCGCUGCCCGGCCACACCAGUGACUUGGAAUCAUCAGACCUGGGUGAUGAGCACUGUAGCGGCAGAGAGUGUCUAUAG
Molecule: messenger RNA, 7532 nt
Organism: Nothobranchius furzeri (turquoise killifish)
Lineage: Eukaryota; Metazoa; Chordata; Actinopteri; Cyprinodontiformes; Nothobranchiidae
Product: macrophage mannose receptor 1
Molecular function (GO): protein binding
Source: RefSeq, a predicted model, not a curated record